Molecule: messenger RNA, 1185 nt
Organism: Hibiscus syriacus
Lineage: Eukaryota; Viridiplantae; Streptophyta; Magnoliopsida; Malvales; Malvaceae
Product: protein RKD2-like
Exons: 5
Coding region: 1-1185 (394 amino acids)
Molecular function (GO): DNA-binding transcription factor activity
Source: RefSeq, a predicted model, not a curated record
AUGGGAAGUCACUACUCCUUUAAUGGCAGCAGCUGGUCUAAGUCUGAUAAUCAUCUUCAUGUGGAUAAACGAGGAGAUUCUUCAUCGCUUUUCGCUCCCCAUCUUCCAAUAGAUUCAAGUGCAAGUGUAUUCUAUAAUUCCUUGGAUUGGCAGCAAAACAACUUUGAUGAGUUUCCCAUCCAGGAGAGCUUUGACAAUGCUGGUGUUCCAUUGAUGAGCAGCUUCUGUUUAUAUGCUCCUUUGGACAUCCAACAAAGUUCAACUCAAGAGGAUCAGCUUCUCGGAUAUGAAAAUGGCAAUGGAUUUUGGAAUGAAGUAGGAGCAUUGUUUGAACCCAAAAAUCAAAAGGUUUUGAAGGUUAACAAUGGAGAAGAAGGAUUAGCGAAGGAAAACAAAGCUAAAAGGGAAAAGAAAUGCAACCCUAACGCUAAAAUGCCGUCAAAGGAAGUAAUCUCCCAAUACUUUUACAUGCCUAUAACACAAGCGGCCAAAGAGCUCAACGUAGGGCUGACAUUGUUGAAGAAAAGGUGUAGGGAACUCGGAAUCCGCCGGUGGCCGCACCGGAAACUUAUGAGCCUCAAAACCCUUAUCAACAACAUUCAGGUGUUGCAGACGGAGGAGGGUGAGGGAAGCGACAGGAAGCUGAGGGAGGCGAUGGAGGUUUUAGGGAGGGAGAGGAAGAUGUUGGAAUCGAUGCCGGACAUGAAGUUGGAAGACAAGACUAAGAGGCUUAGACAAGCGUGUUUCAAGGCGAAUUACAAGAAGAGGAAGCUGAUGAUGGAGCAGCAGUCGCCGCCAUUAGUGUCAUCUUCUGAUACUACUGCUAGUAGCCAACCUUAUGACAUGGGAAAUGAAGAAUAUGAUGAUGAAAUGAAAGCUCUUUUAUCUGACUUUUUUCAUCGACCGACAUCAUCAUCUAAUGCUGAGUUUGCCUGUUUUCAUUACACAAAUACUAUGAAUAUUGAUCCUUUUGAUCUUUUUGUCUUAUUUUGUCCUACAGAGGAGGGUGAGGGGAGCGAAAGGAAGCUGAGGGAGGCAAUGGAGGUUUUGGGGAGGGAGAUGAAGAUGUUGGAAUCGAUGUCGGACAUGGAGUUGGAAGAUAAGACUAAGAGACUUAGAAAAGCGUGUUUCAAGGCAAAUUACAAGAAGAGGAAGCUGAUGACGGAGCAACAGUCGCCUCCAUGA